Molecule: messenger RNA, 1217 nt
Organism: Ostrinia nubilalis (European corn borer)
Lineage: Eukaryota; Metazoa; Arthropoda; Insecta; Lepidoptera; Crambidae
Exons: 8
Coding region: 114-1217 (367 amino acids)
Source: RefSeq, a predicted model, not a curated record
GCUGUCAAAUUUUAUGGCUUCCUUGGUCAACCGAUCUUUUUUGGUUUUUUUGGACCUCUUUUAACAAUUUGAUGAUACUGCAAAAAGGAUCGUAUAUCUAGUUGAUUACAACAAUGUCUUUCUCUUUUGGGACACCUUCUAGUGCCCCAGCAACAACUGGGCUUGGAGGAGGAGGCUUCAGUUUUGGCGCGGCUAAACCAGCAACCCCCGGAUUCGGUUUAACCGCGACGUCGCAGCCAUCAACUGGUCUUUUUGGAUCAACGCCUGCGACCUCAGCGCCUGCAUUCGGCACCACCACUACACCAGCGUUUGGCGCCGCUAAUACGUCAUUUGGCGGGGCUAACACGUCAUUUGGCGCUGCUAACACCUCAUUUGGCGCUGCUAACACUUCGUUUGGCGCCACUUCAACUGCACCGGCCUUUGGGGCGACUACUACUCCUAGUUUUGGAGCUACACCUGCCUUCGGAGGUGCCCCAACCUUUGGGGCUGCUUCAGCUGCACCUACAUUCGGGGCGACAUCGGCUCCAACCUUUGGAUCAACUACAACUCCGGCCUUUGGUGCCACUACCACACCAGCGUUCGGCACGACAAGCACUCCUGCAUUUGGGGCCACGGGGCUUGGCACCGGUGGCCUUAACUUUGGAAGCGCCAGCACUUCUACAGCCGCUGUGCCAACUUUCGGAGCGACAACCACCACAGCGGCCGCUACUGGGCUCGGUGGACUGGGUGGCUUUAGUUUUGGGGGCACAACUGCCUCUACAGGGCUUUGGGGUGCCACUAGCUCUGCCACAACAUCGUCAAGUCUAUUUGGUACAAAAUUAGGAACAACCACUGUGACCGGUACACAACCUUCGACAUUAGGCUCCACUAGUCUUGGAUUGGGUGGCGUAGCGCCCUCUACUGGGACUGGAAAUGCAGCAGAUGUCAAAACUGAACCACCAAAGCAGCAGAAGCUUCCAAAUGAAAUAUCCACCACCAUAGACACAUUCAAGGAGUUUGUCAAGAAACAGAAGUCCUUGAGUUCUGAUGUCAUGAGGGUCUCCAUCAAACCAUUGCACAAGGUGGCUCGCGAAGCAGAGUCCACUCUCAGGCUGGCGCUAUCUUUAAGUGGAGAGGUCAGUAGAGCGCGGGCUCACUCGCGGAGGCUCCGCUCCGCCGCCGCCGCAGCCCUAGCGGCUGCCGAGGGCGCUGCGAGGGAAGCGGCACAACCAGGUUAA